Molecule: messenger RNA, 2080 nt
Organism: Laetiporus sulphureus 93-53
Lineage: Eukaryota; Fungi; Basidiomycota; Agaricomycetes; Polyporales; Laetiporaceae
Product: cysteine proteinase
Exons: 12
Coding region: 125-1768 (547 amino acids)
Biological process (GO): protein deubiquitination
Molecular function (GO): zinc ion binding; cysteine-type deubiquitinase activity
Source: RefSeq, a predicted model, not a curated record
GGGGUUCAAGUUGCCACAAUUCAGCUCAAUGUGGUGCACGCACUGCUUCACCGGCCUGGGCACUACCUAAUCCCAAGUGAACUCCAGAAUAUUCACUUGAACGCGUAGGGGCAGGACGUACCCGAUGGCACCCGAUCUAUCGCACGGGAGCAUCAUCAGCCGGGGUUGUCCUCAUAUCCCUUCCUCUCCCGCAGAAUUUGAGACGGUGUCUCGCAAGCUCGCUGUCAUCGGGAAUUGGAAUGUGAAGCGAUCCAGAAGCAUUCUGUGCUCAGCGAAAAGGCGAAAGAUAGGGUCGCUGAUAUGCAGCAAAUGCGACCUCACUCUGUCACGCCCAUUUGCGUGUCUGCAUUGCUCGUUCUCUGGAUGUUGGAACAAUGGCCAUGUCAAGGAGCAUCUCCAGGAGUCUGUCCAUAACUACUGUGCUGAUGCCAGGACCGGGAGUGUAUUCUGCAGCGCGUGUGAUGAUUUCGUAUACGAUGAUGCUCUGUAUGGGGCGUUUGUCUCCGCUAUGCGCGCUGCAGAAGAGAAAAGCACAUCCUUUCCGGAUGCGAAAAAGAACCGCGAGCCUUUCCGACCCUGGUCGCCCAACGCGAAGGAAGCGGCACUGCUUGAAGAUGCCAUCGCUAUUCCAUGCCUAGGUCGAAGAGGCCUUCUGAAUCUUGGGCAAACUUGCUUCCUCAAUGCCAUAUUGCAAUCUUUCGUUAUGAAUCCGCUACUGCGCGACCACUUUCUCAGCGAUAAGCACAACCAUCACCUAUGCAAGAACAAAGACUGUACGUGCUGCGAAAUGGAUAAGCUUUUUGGAGAGAUUUACUCGGAGAACACCUCUCCAUAUGGGCCUACCAGCUUCCUUGCGACGACGUGGCGCGCAUCGUCGGAGUUGUCUGGCUAUGCGCAACAAGAUGCCCACGAGUUCUUCAUUUCCGCCUUAAACAACAUUCAUUCGACAUCUCGUGGCUCAACGAAAUUCCAAUGUAUUUGCAUUGUUCACUCCACAUUUGCGGGUCUGCUUCAGAGCGACGUCAAAUGUGAGCGGUGUGGAAACAUCACCACGGCCGCCGAUCCGAUGCUGGACAUCAGCCUAGAUUUGCCAGAAAUGGGCAACGAGCCAACCGGACAGGAGCUAACCCUUGCUUCAUGUCUCAGGAAAUUCACUCAGCCGGAAAAGCUAGGCUCGAACGAGUACAGUUGCGCUAAAUGUGGGAAAGCUUCCCAUGAUGCAAAUAAACGGCUCAGCAUCCGAAAGCUCCCGCCGGUUCUGAGCUUCCAGUUCAAGCGGUUCGAACACAAGUCUGCAGACAAGUCCGCGGCCCAUAAGAUUGAAUCACCGGUUCGAUUUCCUUCUAACAUCAACAUGGGCCCGUACACUACGCUCGCAAUGGAUGUGCGGAGUCAAGAAAGCAGGGAUGACGGAAAGACGAGUUCCGUGUUAACUCCGGCCAUGUACGAAUAUGACCUGUUCUCCGUGGUAUGCCACGAAGGUCAGAUCAACAAUGGCCAUUACACGUGCUUUGCGCGUUCUCAGGAUGAGUGGUACAGAUUCGACGACGAUAAAGUCACGCACUCAAGUCUCGGUGAAUGCCUCAGCUCACGAUCUCAGGUGUAUAUGUGUUUCUAUGUCAAACGACACUUGGACUACACACCGUAUGUGACGCCAUCCUACAAGAUCACAAGGGAGGCGGAGGCCGUGAGGGAAAAGGAACGGGAGCGAGAGAAAGAGGCCGCCAGAAUGCGAGAAGUGGAGGAUGCCUUGCUGGCGACAGUUUGAUACGGCAUGUCGUCGUGAUGGGAGAAGAAACCCAUGGCUAGCUACGGGUAUCUCAAAGAGAUAGAUAACAUUAUGGACAAAGGUUACGGAAUGUGUGUUUGCAGAUACAGAGUAGUAGGUAUAUGGUCUGGAUGAGAUACAAAUAGGGUCUUCUAUGACCGAGGCGACAGGAGAUCAGUGAAACUGCCACAUCAUCAUGAGUAACUGCUAUAAUACUUAGGGAAUGAUAUCGUUCAGCUCGCCCUCCUUCACACGAAUCUCGACAACUUCAACCUCGUAAUCCAUCUUCGUGGACGACACGGAUGACGACAC